UACAACAGCAAAAUCCUGUUGGCGAUGGCGGUCCUUCUGGUGAUCGUCGCAGCGUCAUCGGGAAAGGACCUCAACACCAGAAUGACUCCUGGAGAAAGGACUCAAGCAUUCGCCAAGAUGAAGGAGAGGUUCAAAAAGAUCGAGCCCGCUUGCAUACCCUCAGAGCACCCCGGUGAAAGUACCAAGCCAUUGCCGACGGUGCCAGACUCGUUCACCACCAACGUCGAGAUCGCUUUCGAAGAGAAAAAAAUGAAGGUCAUUUACGGUGCAGAGAGUUUCGAUGGUGUCCUGAACACAGGAGUUCUUCGCUACGAGUUAAGUGAAGGUAUCAUUCUAGGAAGACCUAAGGACCGACAAGAGAUAAUCCACUACAGCAUCCCAACGGACGAAGCUCUUUUUAUUAUCGCUAAUGAAGCGUGCGAGGACGAGGGAGAGGAGAACUGUGACCCCAAGAAGCGCUGCACCACGAAGGGUAAGCUUGAGGACCUCUCCGCCGAACUCCGCGAGCUGUUUGGUACAGGCGACGUGAACGGUAACGACGGGUGGACUAUGGUUGCUGGCGGGAUCCUGCAGUGGGGUCCGCAGUACAACUAAGAGACAGGGGCGGCCUCCGAUGCAGAGGGAUGCGACUGCGACAGAUUACGAAACCUGUAUCACCAGCCGGAUGAAAUGCUACCGUUGUCUACAUAUUUCUGGUCAGGUACCAUCGGAACGUGACAACCAACGGGUGCCCAAGUGCCAGUUGCCAUCGAGAUUUACGCCCCGGGCAAGUUGGGCCACAUUUUCCAGAGGGAGGUGAGCAGGUUCUGACUCUACGAUUUCUACAGGAGACGACGUCCGGAUCCAGACGAAUUUGAACCUCCGGUGGACGUCUACUGCCACGGGAGGAAAGACGUGUACGCUCCCCCACGCGCGCCCUUCUAUUUCGCCUACAAUGCCGAGUCCAUCGCGGGCUUCGACCUGCCCUUCCCCGCCGGCGACAACGAGACCACGACCGUCCACUUUACCACCGUCAUUUCCCAUUCCCAAUAUUAUGACUGGGAUGCUAAAGUAGUCAGAACGAAGUAUGUUCCAUGGUUCAUUUUUGGAGAAGAAAACAAGUAUGAAUACACCACGGAGCUCAUCCAAGACUUCCAGCAAGGAUUGACAUAUGAGAUCUUGGAACACCUGAAGAUCUGUAAUGUUAGGCCUAUAGAAAAUUUCACCAGCGCCGGCGACAUUACAGUCGGCGACGACGGUAGCGUGUCGAUGGUGCCUCCCUGGAUCUUCGCGGACUUGGAUGAGCCCAUGCAGUACAACGGCUUUCACUGGACCCGGGGAGUGGACGCGGACGUGUGGGUCGGACAGAAGAGGCACCAAAUUACCAGGCUGAAUGAGACUUACGUCUGGUACUACGCGUCGCCUUUCAUGUUGGACGAGAGCGAGAACUUGAGAGCGAAGGACGAGCAACCCACGCGAGGCGCCGCCCGCCUGUACAGGAGGCGAGAACCGAGCGUGGGCGUGAGGAUGCCGCCUCUGCCGGAAGAAUUCAAAGACACCCCCCCAGAAAUCGUGUCCAUGGACAAUAGCCCCCUCCGCUUCGAGAAAUACCUGUCCAUUCUGGCCGGACUCCCGCACUCAAUCUACAACAUCUACAACUAUGAAACAGAGCCGCCCUUGACCCACUCGCUCGACAUCUCGCUCUGCUACAAUCGCCGCCACGCAGGUAAGAUGCGCAACUUCGUCUUCGAUUUGCCGGACGACUCUCUCUCACGGGUUCAUUUCCUGCGAGACAAGCUGAAGUAUGCAACCCAGGCGGCUUUAGCAGAAGCUGGCGUGGUCUCUCCUCUCAGGAUCAACCGCCUCGUUCUCGAGGAACAUGAGGGUUUCCCUCUAAGGGUGCUCUUCAGCAUCCUAGACAAGCCGAGCGUGGUAGGAAACGCCCCGGGGGCCAUUCUCGAGAAUGACAUGAAUCAGGCCGCCUCCACGAUAGACUCAAUAAUAUCGCAGUCCAAGCUGGUCAUUGUUGUACAUCUGCCGGCCAUUGCGCUCCACCCAGAGGAGCCUGUGUAUGUAGCCAUUGUCCCGGUUCCUGGCUCUCUGAAGGAAGUGGACAGGGAUGGAUCCAGCAUUUAUGGAUAUGAAACAAAGCAGCCCUACCAAUCAGGAGACAUGGCCGGCCUCGCCAUCGGCAUGCUGUUACUGGGCGGACUGUUAGGGGUCGCCCUGAACAUGGUCCUGCAGCGUCGCGGGUCCGGCCAGGUCGGGCUCCCGCGCGUGAACCUGGCGCGCAAGUCAGCCCCAACGCCCGAAACCUCCAUCAACCUCAACGCGGAUCUCACGGCCUCUGAAACCUAGAUGAGAUCGCAGUUAUAACGUGUUUACUUUGAUAUUUAUGUAUUUAUAUAUAUGUUGAAAGAGUGUACUUAUGAAUAAUCUUAGAGAUGUAAGUAUUAACGUGAAAAAUUGUGCUGUAACUUCAUAGUUAUAACAAAGUACAUAACAUUAAUAAUGGUCUUAAGACCUAAUAUAGAAAUAGGUCCUGAUUUAUCUACAAUAUAUAAAUUCCCCAUUACACAGUAUUCAGAUCAGUUAAUAAUAUAAUAAUUUGGAAAUCUAAACUUAAUAUAUUGGUAGUAAAUUCUGACAAUAAUAAAGAAUUCUAAUAUGUAAAAUAUGUAGUCCUUUUGUAAGUAAAUGUGAAUGUAUGACGAGUUAAAUUCAGUGUUUAACUUCUAUUUUUUAGCUAAUGAACUGUAAUUCUGAG
Messenger RNA from Penaeus monodon (black tiger shrimp), 2746 nucleotides. RefSeq lists its product as uncharacterized. Lineage: Eukaryota; Metazoa; Arthropoda; Malacostraca; Decapoda; Penaeidae. The record is from RefSeq and is a predicted model, not a curated record.